Gavialis gangeticus (Gharial) is the source of this 2026-nucleotide messenger RNA. Its product is annotated as T-kininogen 2-like. Bases 101 to 2026 code for a protein of 641 amino acids. The transcript is spliced from 10 exons. Gene Ontology annotation, biological process: negative regulation of endopeptidase activity; positive regulation of cytosolic calcium ion concentration; negative regulation of blood coagulation. Gene Ontology annotation, cellular component: extracellular region; blood microparticle. Gene Ontology annotation, molecular function: cysteine-type endopeptidase inhibitor activity. NCBI's taxonomy places the organism in Eukaryota, Metazoa, Chordata, Crocodylia, Gavialidae. The record is from RefSeq and is a predicted model, not a curated record.
CCUCAAGCCUCUGAAAAAUAGAGGAAGAGGUUACUAAAUCACUAACAGGCAUUCUAUUGUGUUCGUCUUUUGAAAGAGUCCCCCAAGUUUAUGCUCAGAUAUGAAAUUUUUCAUUGUGCUACUGCUCUGCUGCAGUUCUUUCUCAAGCAAAGCCAGCCCACUGCCCGCUGAGGAUGUAGACUGCGACCAUCCUGAAGUCUUCGAAGCUGUGGAUAUAGCCCUCAGAAAAUAUAAUGAUGACAAGGUGGAUGGCAACCAGUUUGCUUUGUACAUGGUGAUGGACGCCCAGCGAACUGCAGGUCCUGGCGCACAGUUCUUUGUGAAGUAUCAAAUAAGAGAGAGCACUUGUGCCAUUGGGGAAGGCAAACCCUGGCAAGACUGUGAUUACAGAGAAUCUGUGGAAGCUGAAACAGGAGAAUGUACAGCUGAAGUUUACAUUGACAAGGCUCAGAAAAUCAGUAAUGUUUCACAGGAAUGUAAAAUCAUCUCAGCUGCAGGAAGAGUGACUCUUUCUCAUGCUCCAUGUCUUGGAUGCUACCAUCCCAUACCAGGCAACAGCUUAGAUCUGCUACCCAUUCUGAGAUAUGCCAUUCGAAUCUUCAAUAAAGAAAGUCAGAAAUCCUUCCUGUAUGAAGUUGGUGAAAUAAUAACAGCCACAAGACAGGUGGUAGCUGGAUGGAACUAUGCAGUUGAAUAUACGGUCAAAGAGACAAAUUGCUCCAAGGAACAAUUUCAGGAUUUAAGUCCAAAGUGCAAGCCCAUUUUUGGAGGCCAUGUAGGUCACUGUGUAGCCAAGGCUUUUGUGGAUCUCAGCAACACACUUGUUGAUGUUACACAGCAAUGCAAGUUUCCAGUUGAGGAAACUGUACCUCCUCCACAGAUCUGUCCUGGCUGUCCAAAGCGCAUCCCAAAUGACAGUCCAGAACUGAAGGAAAUACUGAAGGCUUCCAUGGAGAAGUACAAUUCAGAGAGCAAUGAUGAUUUCUACUAUAAAGUUGAACGUGUACUCCACACCACAGUCCAGGUGGUUGCUGGAAAAAAUUAUGAGAUAGAAUUUCUCAUUGGGAAGACAAACUGCUCCAAGUCAGAAGUGGAGAAACUAAAUGAAGACUGUGAAGUUGUAAUUCCUAAGAUAAGUUUACAAUGCAUAGCAAAUAUAUAUGUGGUGCCAUGGAAGCAGAAAAUCAUCCCUCAGGUUAACUGCAGUGAAGUGAUCCCGAGUAUCCUAGCAAGAAGGCCUCCAGGUUUUACCCCGUUCCGAUCACUUAUGCUGCAUGAAAUUUAUCCACUGACACCCUCUUUACAAACUGCAGAAGAAGGAACAGACCCUGACAAAGGGCCAAGAGAAGAUCUUCGGCCAGGACUAGAAAAUGAGGAUGGACAAGGAGAUGGGUGUGACCGUAGAGUAGGGCAUGGGCAUGGACAUGGGCAUCGGUUUAAGCAUAGACCUGGGCAUGGGAAGGGGCGUGGAAGAGGACAUGGUAUUGGGCGAGGGCAUAAAAAACAUCAGAAGAAGGACAAACAUAAAGACUCCAAAGACAAGUCCUCUGAAGAAUCAGAGGAAAAGGUCCCUUGCCAAAGGGAAAGCCAGUCACCAAGCAUAGACAGGACAUCAGAAAAUUCACAGUUUCCUACUACACCUGGUGUAGUGCAGUUUCCUACUACACCUGGUCUAAUGCAGUCAGAUGCAUUAACUACUCCUGGGGUUAUGGUGGGUCCAAGAAAUGACGCUUCUACCCCUGAUAUCCCUGAGGAACCUAUUAGCCCUGGAACCCCUGAAAUUGCUCCUGAUAUUUCUUUAUUUGAUGAGCUUCCAGAUCUCCCAGAACCCCCUGUUCCCAAGUGCCCUGGAAAGCCAUGGAAAUCAAUUAUGCAACUCACAAAUCCUUCUGAAAAGACCAAAUUAUUUACAAAUGAGGAUCUUUUACCUCAUCCAUUUGAAAACCUCAAUCCAGCAUCAGAAAAACCUUCACCUAUCAAUACUGAUAUGGAUGAUUUUGACCUUGUGGAUGCUUUACCCCUUUAA